ACGUGAUCUGCUACGUCAAUAUUUCCUCAUAUCCGCCAUCUUCCUCCGCCGCAUGCUUUCGUGCUUGACUGUGGUACAGGUGACAUCAUGAAUCAAGAGAAAUUGGCUAAACUUCAAGCCCAGGUUCGGAUAGGAGGCAAGGGCACAGCACGUAGGAAGAAGAAGGUGGUGCACAGAACAGCAACAGCUGAUGAUAAGAAACUUCAGAGUUCUCUAAAAAAGCUGGCAGUCAACAACAUAGCUGGUAUUGAGGAGGUGAACAUGAUCAAAGACGACGGCACCGUGAUCCACUUCAACAACCCCAAAGUGCAAGCGUCUCUUUCCGCCAACACCUUCGCCAUCACGGGCCACGCUGAGACCAAGCAGCUCACGGAGAUGCUGCCGGGCAUCCUCAGUCAGCUGGGAGCGGACAGCCUCACGAGCCUGCGCAAGCUGGCAGAACAGUACCCGCGGCAAGGCCUUGACACCAAGGCACCAAAGGCAGAAGACAUUGAGGAGGAAGAUGAUGACGUCCCAGAUCUCGUGGAGAACUUCGACGAGGCAUCGAAGAACGAGGCAAACUGACUCCCCGCCACGGUUUGAAUGGGACUGCGGUUCUGAAGUCGUGGCUCCGUCGAAUCAGUGUUUUUAAUUUAGAUGGAACGUGACAUCAUUUCAACACUAUACAGUGAAACCAGAGACUUUUGUAUUGCGAAACCAACAACCAGGAGUCUGACCCCAGAUCAUCCUCUUCAAAAAAAAUAAUGGUCAUAGGCACUUAAAAAAAAGACCAAGCUAUAUACCCGCCAAACGGGGAGAUGUUACGCUAUUCCUGAAGAGCUGGAGUAUGUGGUGUUUGUUUGCACCGCUCUUAUUUGACGGUAGAAAUAGUUGGGUGAGCAAGAGGGCCGUGGCUAUUGUGGACCUUAAUUGCUUGGAGACUUGAAGGUUACCCAGAAAACCAGCACGCGCUGCAGUUGUCCGGGAAUAGGGUUGCCCUUCCUUGGCCCAGUUAACGGUUCAGUACCUUUUACCACAUUGCCAGUCUUGAAUUGCAGUGGUUAUGAAAUCUAGUCUUAAAAUAUUUUUUCUUUUCUUUUUUUUUGUUUUGAUUUAUGAAUAAAUAAAAAUGAAGUAACCUUUUUCACAUGGUGCUGUGGUCAAUAUUAUGGAGAUGAUUAAAUAAAGUAUUGGAUGUACAGGUGA
Engraulis encrasicolus (European anchovy) is the source of this 1185-nucleotide messenger RNA. It is a transcript of the gene btf3l4, whose product is annotated as basic transcription factor 3-like 4. Lineage: Eukaryota; Metazoa; Chordata; Actinopteri; Clupeiformes; Engraulidae. Bases 88 to 564 code for a protein of 158 amino acids. The transcript is spliced from 6 exons. The record is from RefSeq and is a predicted model, not a curated record.